AUGAUCGAGAAAUUCCACGUAGAAAUCCAAUUCACUGAAGCCAUCACCCAAAUACCAUCUUAUGCUAAAUUCUUAAAAGACAUCUUGACCAACAAAUGUAGGCUUGAUGAUCCCAAACCUAUAGAGUGCAACUUCAUUGCUGAGAAUAAACUUGCUAAGAAGGAGAAAGAUCCUGGAAGCUUUUCCAUACCUUGUAUUUUAGGGAAUCAUGUUAUAGAGAAAGCAUUCCUAGACUUGGGAGCAAGCAUAAGCUUAAUGCCUUUAGCAGUUUGUAGAAGAUUAAACCUAGAAGAAUUGCAGCCGACUAAGAUGUCUCUUCAAUUAGCAGAUAGAUCUGUAAAAUAUCCAAUAGGCAUAUUAGAAGACAUGCCAGUUAGAAUCGACCAACUUUAUAUCCCAACAGAUUUCGUGGUAAUGGACAUUAAAGAAGACGACGAAAUCCCAAUCCUCCUUGGUAGACCUUUCUUAUCAACAGCGGGAGCCAUAAUAGAUGUUAAAAGAGGAAAAUUAACUUUUGAAGUAGGUGAUGAAAAGAUAGAAUUUAUACUUUCCAAAUUCCUAAUGGCACUAGUCAUAGAAGACUUAUGUUAUGCCAUCGAUAUCAUCGAUGAAUGCAUAAGGGAGCUUGAUCAAGAAGGACCUUCGGAGACAAUGAAUAUUCCCUCGACUCCCAUAAGAGAAGACGACGGAUUUGGAAUGGAGCCUUACAUGGAUAAAAACCUUUAUGAAUGCUCAGCACUUACCCCAACCAUAUUCCAUGUCCUCAGAAACCAUCUAUAG
Molecule: messenger RNA, 780 nt
Organism: Lathyrus oleraceus (garden pea)
Lineage: Eukaryota; Viridiplantae; Streptophyta; Magnoliopsida; Fabales; Fabaceae
Exons: 1
Coding region: 1-780 (259 amino acids)
Biological process (GO): proteolysis
Molecular function (GO): aspartic-type endopeptidase activity
Source: RefSeq, a predicted model, not a curated record